Naumovozyma castellii is the source of this 1569-nucleotide messenger RNA. It is a transcript of the gene HFD1, whose product is annotated as hexadecenal dehydrogenase. Lineage: Eukaryota; Fungi; Ascomycota; Saccharomycetes; Saccharomycetales; Saccharomycetaceae. Bases 1 to 1569 code for a protein of 522 amino acids. The transcript has a single exon. The record is from RefSeq and is a predicted model, not a curated record.
AUGGCAACUCUGAACUAUACUCCACUGGAAGUAAUCGAUACAAAAAUUCAAUCGUCCAGAAACUUCUACUUGGCAAGACAAUUGCAACUAUCCCAUGAGAAAUCCCCAGCAAAGGCUGAUCUCCUCUUUAGACAAACUCAACUAAAGAAACUCUACAAUUCCAUCCUGAAACAUGAAGAAAAUUUAAUACAGGCCAUGUUUCAAGACUAUCACAGAGCAAGACAGGAAUCCAUUGGAACGGAAAUCAAUCCUCUCUUGAAUGCAACUUUACACAUCAUUAAUCACUUGUCCAAAUGGAUGAAACCAAAACGCGUAUCUGACAAUUCCCCACCCUUCAUCUGUGGAUCUAUCAAAGUGGAAAAAAUUGCAAGAGGUAACGUCCUGGUCAUUUCACCUUUCAACUUCCCCGUAUUAUUGGCUUUGGUCCCCGUGGCUCAUGCUAUUGGAGCAGGUAAUUCUGUCAUCUUGAAACCAAGUGAAAGAACAGCUCACACUGCACUCGUUAUGCAACGGAUCAUUGAAGAAGCUGGGUUCCCCGAUGGGUUGGUUCAAGUGGUCCAAGGUGCUAUCGAUGAAACUCAAAGGUUGAUCACCUCUAAGGAUUUGGAUAUGAUCUUCUAUACGGGAUCACCCACGGUGGGGUCCAUCAUCGCACAGGAAGCAGCUAAGAAUUUAACACCAUGUGUAUUGGAAUUGGGUGGGAAAUCACCAACUUUUAUCACUGAGAAUUUCAAUGAUAAGAAUUUGAAAACUGCAUUGAAGAGAAUCUUCUUUGGUGCCUUCGGUAAUUCAGGGCAAAUUUGUGUGAGUCCAGAUUACUUAUUGGUUCAUGAAUCCAAAUAUAAUAAAGUGGCUGCAUUGGCAAAGGAAGUGUUAAUUGAAAUGUUUCCCGAAGUUAACGAUUCCACUGAAUUUACUCAUUUAAUCAGUGAAACUGCCUAUAAUACUACGUUGAAGAAAUUGGAGGCUACAAGUGGCGAAAAAUUCCAAGCUAAAUCAGAUUUAAGUGACACAAAUAUAUGUGUUCCACCAACUUUAAUAUUCAAUUGCCAAUGGGAAGAUUCAACAAUGCAACAGGAAAAUUUCGCACCAAUAUUACCAGUGUUGAAAUAUUCCAAUUUAGAUGAUACAUUGGAUAAAAUUAUUGCCACACACAACAACCCAUUGGUACAAUAUAUCUUCUCAGAUUCAAAUGAGGAAAUUUCUCACAUCUUGUUACGUCUCAAGUCAGGGGACUGUGUCAUUAAUGAUACUAUUCUUCAUGUCGGGAUUCAAGAUGCACCAUUUGGAGGAAUUGGUAAUUCAGGUUACGGUAACUAUGGUGGUAUUUACGGGUUUAAUGCAUUCACUCAUGAGAGAACCUUUUUCAAACAACCAUUUUGGAAUGACGUCUUCUUAUCAAUGAGAUAUGCACCCUUUACACAAAAGAAGACUAAAUUAAUUAAGGCAACUACUAGAAACAUGUCAUCUUUUGACAAAAAUGGUCAUGAAUAUUGGUAUCUUAAUAAGUGGUUCCCUCUUUCAUUCCUUAUAAUCAUCUCUGGAAUGCUUUAUAAGGCUCUUGUUUAA